AUGGGUGACAGGUGGAGUUGGAGUAGUGGUAAAGGCUGGCUUUUCCGGAUAGGUCCUGGCAUUGAGUGUGGAGAUAACGAGGAUAGGGUUUCUGCGCAUCAUUGUGGAAACAAGUGUCGCCAUUGGUUGUGCUUCGUGCUGGUGGGAUUACAAUCUCCUAAAACGCCAAAUAUUCUGUCAGGAGCCCUGUACUGCAGUUCAGACUCCAUUGGAUCCAAUCGGCACGAUGCGAUGAUGUAUGCAAAACUGUUCUUGUAG
Messenger RNA from Phycomyces blakesleeanus NRRL 1555(-), 258 nucleotides. RefSeq lists its product as hypothetical. The coding region runs from base 1 to 258 and encodes 85 amino acids. The record is from RefSeq and is a predicted model, not a curated record. NCBI's taxonomy places the organism in Eukaryota, Fungi, Mucoromycota, Mucoromycetes, Mucorales, Phycomycetaceae. The transcript has 2 exons.